This is a messenger RNA of Tetranychus urticae (two-spotted spider mite), 1937 nucleotides long. The record is from RefSeq and is a predicted model, not a curated record. Lineage: Eukaryota; Metazoa; Arthropoda; Arachnida; Trombidiformes; Tetranychidae.
UUUCGGUGAAGUUAACAUCUAUUAUCGAGUUUAUUUAUUUUUUUUGUUUUAUUUUCUUUAUUAAUUUGUCAUCAUUCGGGUUAAAAACAAGCAACCUUUUCCAUCUUUUGCGAUGGAAGGUAGUGAAGACGAAGAGGAAAUUAACUUUGUUGUUCAACAAAAUGACCAUCAAAACGACAGACAACAAGACAAUCAACAUGACCAUCAACAUGACCAUCAACAACAAUACUCUUUUGAGGAGCAAUUUAAACAGCUCUAUGAGCUGAGUGCGGACCCAAAAAGAAAGGAAUUUUUAGACGAUCUGUUUUUAUUUAUGACCAAAAGAGCUACCACCAUUCGGGUUAAAAACAAGCAACCUCAUCCAUCUUUUGCGAUGGAAGGAAGUGAAGACGAAGAGGAAAUGAGCUAUAUUGGACAACAAAAUGACCAACCCGAUAGACAACAGGACAAUCAACAUGAUAAUCAAUUACAAUACUCUUUCGAGGAUCAAUUUAAACAGCUCUAUGAGCUGACUCCAGACCCAAAAAGAAAAGAAUUUUUAGAUGAUCUGUUUUCAUUUAUGACCAAAAGAGGUACCCCAGUUAAUCGAAUACCAAUCAUGGCCAAACAGGUCCUCGAUCUCUUCGAACUCUACAAACUGGUAGUUCAUCACGGUGGCUUAGUUGAAGUUAUUAAUAAAAAGAUUUGGAGGGAAAUAACUAAAGGCUUGAAUUUGCCUUCGUCCAUAACAAGUGCUGCCUUCACAUUGCGCUCUCAGUAUAUGAAGUAUCUUUAUCCAUUUGAGUGUGACCGAGAAAACUUGUCGACUCCCGAAGAGCUUCAACAAGCUAUUGAUGGUAAUCGAAGAGAAGGUCGAAGAUUAUCCAAUGGUCAAUAUGUAGACGUGGCUUUAUCACUAGCUGCUGGUGGGUCGGGCAUUUCGGGUAAUUCAAUAGUUGGUAAUAAUGGUUCUAUGGGUAAUGGUGGUCAUACUAAUGGGGGUCCUGCUAAGGGUCACCCGUCCAACGGUGGACACACCGCACACAUCAAAACUGAAACUGGAGGUUCGGGUUCGGGUUCAGCUUUCAGUGGUGGUUUCCUAUUCAAUGGUGGCCCGUCUAAUGGAGGACCUUCUAAUGGUCGACCGACCAACUCUGGACUGCCCUACCUUGGUAUGACUGUAACUCAACCCUUAAGUUUAGUUAAACGAAACUCGACUGCAACUCCUUCUGGUGCCUCAUCGAGUGAAGAGGAUAGUGUACCAAUUCAUUCCCUUUCACGCAAUCCUAUGCUUGCCUUAGCCUCUGCUCAAGCCAUAGCUUCGGCUCAAGCAGUGGCACUCAAUUUGGAGCCUAAACGAGCUAUGAAUGGACGACAGAUUGAUCCGAAUAGAGAUUUACACAAUAAUAAUCACCAAAAUGGCGCAGGUUCUUUUAAGGUUAAUGGUUCAACAGUUAGACAUGCAUCUUCACUUUCACCUUCACCUUCACCUUCACCUUCACCUCCAUCAUCUUCAUCUUCCUCGACAUCUCAUAAUCAGGGAAUAGAUAGAAAUAUUCCUGAAGUGGAAAGGAUUCUGAUAAAUGCAGGAAUGCCGGCCAUGCACGUUAAAAUAGACACAAACGAAGGACGAGAUUCAACUGACAGUUCAUUGCGUGUAAACAUGGAAAUCAAUAACAUGACUUACUCAGGAGUCCUAUUUCCACGUAUGAAUUAACCAUAAAACAACGAAAUAAAAUCGGCGAAAAAAUAAGGUUUCAUUUGAGAUAUCAAAAAAUAUUUUAUACCAUUUUGCAACAAUUACAUGUUGAGUUUGUCACCUUUUCAUUCUUUCAUAUCAACUUCAACUCAUGUAACAAUUAAGAUUAAAGGUUGUCUCCAAUUAAAAAGAUAACUUAAUUACCAACUGAUUUACAUAUUAAAUAAGCCAAAGAUUUGGAUAAAUGUCAAAAAAUUAA